Messenger RNA from Rubroshorea leprosula, 818 nucleotides. The record is from the annotation of a GenBank genome assembly. NCBI's taxonomy places the organism in Eukaryota, Viridiplantae, Streptophyta, Magnoliopsida, Malvales, Dipterocarpaceae.
AAUCCUGUAUCCAGAAAUCACAUUGGAUCCUGACUAAUUCAGAGUCGACUCGAGUUGGAGCCAUAUGGAAGGAAGCUUUCCCAAAGUUCAUUUUUCUAUUCAUAAAACUCGAAUUUGAGAUUUUAUUUAAGGGAAUCAAGUUCUUUUCACUCAAACAAACAUAUUGUUUGUUAAAUGAAUUACUUAUUACAACUACUUAAUGUGGAUACUGAUAUUGUCGGCAGCUCCAUAUAUUUUCACACUCCUACAGUGGGCUUUUUCUACCUUAUGGACAUUUCUGUACAGUUGUGGUUGACGAGCCUGGGAUCAGAGAGGCUCAAGAAAGCGGGGAUGGGCCAAUACUUUGUGGGUCUACCUAGUCCACUAGGACUAAGUUUGGGCAGUGGAGUACCCAGGUUAAUCCCAUGGUUUUAUCCAGGACCAUACCAGAGACUAGACAUGAAUGGCCCGUUCUACCCAGUGAUAUUGGAUCCUGAGUUAAGGCUGUUCACCUCUGUGGGUGGCGUGUUCGAACCCCAUGAAACUCAUUUUUCCCCUCCCCGUAUAUACCUCUGGAUUAUCUAUCCAAUCGGCUCUCCUACCGCACUAAGCAACUUCCCCGACCUGGUCAAAACACGUGCAUGGUAUAUCUAUGCAAUUUCAUUCUCAAGCUAUUGAUCCCCAUAUAACCCCAUAACAUUAGAAAUCCCCAAUCUCAUUUUCCAGAUUGUCAAUCCCUUUUCGCCCAGCAUCUUCGAUCUUGUGUAAAUUCUCUUAUUGUCUCAUUUCUUUAAUUAGAAGCCCACAAAAAGACAAUGCAAUACACCGAGAUAUCCCAU